GCGCGGAUUAAAAACCUCACUAAUCCAUAUUACUGCUUCUCUUCUCUUACGCUUUUUCCCUUUCAUGGACGCAUCCUUGGCGCAGAAGCGACAGCUGGACUCCACCACAGCAGAUACUUCCACUGCUUCCACUCCCACCAAGCGCCGCCACCAAUUACAGUCUUCCUCUGCAACUCCGCCGUCCAAUACCUUCCGUACACCACCGCCGCCUCCUUUUCUGAAGCUCGCUCCUAGUGAAGCCUUUUUCCGUAUCCUCUGUCCGGCGGACAAAACCGGCGGCGUCAUCGGAAAAGGCGGCGCCAUCAUCCGCCAGGUCCGAGAGGAGACCGGAGCUAAAAUUCGUAUCGACGAUUCACUUCCCGGCUGCGAUGAGCGCGUUAUUGUUAUAAUAGCCGACUCGACGAAGAAAGAGUGCAGCUCAGCUGCUAAUUCCAGUGCCGAAGAAUUAGCAAAUUUGGACGACGAGUCAUCGUCAUCGCAGGCUCAGCGGGCGUUGAUUAGAGUUUUCGAGAGGAUAUUGAAGGUGGACGAGGAGCGGAAUGCGGAAGGGGAGGGGAGGAAGGAUGAAUGUAGUGAUGUGUCGGGUCCACAGGGAGUGGUUGUUUGUAGACUGUUAGCACCGAGUAAUCAGGUUGGCAGCGUGCUAGGCAGAGGGGGGAAGAUUAUUGAGAAGAUAAGACAGGAGGCUGGAGCUCAAGUUAGGGUUUUACCUAAAGAUCAGUUGCCUGCUUGUGCUUCACCUGGUGACGAGUUAAUUCAGAUAACCGGAAGCUUUUCAGCUGUGAGAAAAGCUCUGUUGUCUGUUUCAAGUUGUCUUCAGGAUAACUCGAGGAUAGAUUCAGUAAAUGCCUCUACCCCAAAAUUUUCAGCAAUGUCACAAACUGGAACUGGUUAUCACACUCCAGAUCAGUUUUCAAGGAGUUCUGGUGUUGAAAGUGCUGGAAUCAACCACAGGAUGGUCUUGGAGGAAGAGAUUGUGUUUAAGGUGUUGUGUCCGGUUGACAAAGUUGGAAACUUAAUAGGAAAAGGAGGCUCAAUUAUAAGGGUGAUGCAGAAUGAAACUGGUGCAUCUAUCAAGAUUGCUGAUUCAGCAUCUGAUUUAGAUGAAAGAGUUGUUGUGAUAUCUGCUAGGGAGAACCCAGAGCAAAGAAAUUCCCCUGCUCAGGAAGCUCUUCUUCGUGUACAGGCCAGAAUUGCUGAGAUUGGAUUUGAACCAGGAGCUGCAGUUGUUUCAAGGCUUCUGGUACAUGCACGUCACAUGAGUUGUCUCUUUGGUAAUGGAAGUAUUCUAAUUGCUGAAUUGCGACGACUCACUGGUGCUAGUAUACGUAUUUUUCCUAGAGAACAUUCUCCAAAAUAUGGUUCCCACACUGAAGAAAUUUUACAGGUUAUUGGGAGCAUGCACUCUGUCCAGGAUGCUUUGUUCCAAAUUACUUGUAGGCUUCGUGAUACAAUGUUUCCUAUGAAGCCGCAUAUUUCAAAUAUUGCCCCUUCGCAUUUUCCCUCCUAUUCUGAAAUUCCAUCCCCAUCAUUCAGGCCAAGGCACGAUCCUGCUUCUCCUAGUUACCGCUCACCUGCUGGCUACCCUCAUGAUCGUGCUCCCCAUUUCCAUGGCUAUGAAAGACAAGGACAUGUUCCAUUUUUUGAUAGACCUCCUUCACCUGGAAGAUGGGGUCCUCAGGCAGUCAAUUCUAGAUAUACAGCUGGAGUGGCUGAUUUAAGUGGAGGCUUUGCCUUGAAGAAUGGCCACAGUGGCAGUGAGACGGCAACACCUAAUUUGGCAGGCAUUGUUAUUGAAGUUGUAAUUCCUCAGAUGUUGUUAAAACACGUGUAUGGAGAGGAUUCUAGCAACCUUAGUGAUAUAGCAAGGAUUUCAGGUGCUAAGAUAGUAGUUCAUGAUCCUGUAGCCAAUUCUGCAGAAGGCACUGUUGUUGUGUCGGGGACACCAGAUCAAGCACGAGCCGCUCAGAGCCUUAUUCAUGCCUUCAUUUUAUCUGAGCAGAAUAUGUAGAACUUCCUUCUUUAUCAUGUUACUAGAGGUAACCUAUGUGGUGGUUUCUUUUUGUUUUUGUUUUUGUUUUUGUUUUUUAGGAGCGAUAUCAAGUACUUAACUCAUGUUUCCUUUUUCAAUUCAGUUGGCACGUAUUUUUGAUAGUAAAAUAAGUGUAAACAAUUGUCAGAAAAACAUGUGGGAAAGACAUAAGGUAUGUGAGAAUUAUCACUCGAGGGGCUAAAGGAAAAAGCCUUAAUGAAGUGGAAAGAAAGAGAAUAUAGAAAGAGAUCCUUUGGGAGGGAAAAAAGUUAGUUGUCUUUUCCAUCAUAUUUGGAUAUUGGAGUAUUUUGGAGGCAAAAUCUGUGCAAGUCUACAUAGAAAACGACGAGCACAUGAAUUUAUCAAUUCAUAUGAUUCUUGUAGCAUGUGGAGUAUUAUCAUGUGGGUCUAUAAGAAAGACAAGACGUAGAUGUACCCUUCUAUUAGUUUUAAAUCCUUGUGAUUUCCUUUAACUAGAUAAAUAGGUAGUAAAAAAUGUUGAGUGUAUACAUGUUGCUAACACUCUGUUGAGCGUCGAAUUGCUUGGACACUAUCAUAUGCAUGAACAAUCAUAGAAUUGUAUAUUGAUUAGAAAUUUAUUGAACUGUUCAAUGUCUUUAAUGUGACAAAAAAUAGAUUUGUACC
This is a messenger RNA of Nicotiana tabacum (common tobacco), 2677 nucleotides long. Its product is annotated as RNA-binding KH domain-containing protein RCF3. The record is from RefSeq and is a predicted model, not a curated record. Gene Ontology annotation, molecular function: RNA binding. Lineage: Eukaryota; Viridiplantae; Streptophyta; Magnoliopsida; Solanales; Solanaceae.